Messenger RNA from Cordyceps militaris CM01, 420 nucleotides. RefSeq lists its product as uncharacterized. The record is from RefSeq and is a predicted model, not a curated record. The transcript has 2 exons. Lineage: Eukaryota; Fungi; Ascomycota; Sordariomycetes; Hypocreales; Cordycipitaceae. The coding region runs from base 1 to 420 and encodes 139 amino acids.
AUGCCGGAGUCCCCGCCCAACUACAGGACGCCGCCGUUUCCUUCGCUCAACGUGCACACCCUCUCGGACGAGACGAGCAACAAGAUCUACACCCUCUACCACAUUGGCGACGUCUGGCGCUUCACGGUCGUAUGGACCGUCAUUGUCUACGCCGUGUUCCACAUGGGCGCGGUGAUAGUGGCGUUCAUAACGCACGGCUUCAAGCGUCGCUCGUGGAAGCUACUAUGGCUCGCGCCUAUUGUGUAUCUAAGCGUCGCCGGUGUGGAGGCGGUGCUUUCGGGUAGCAUAGUCGGACUAAUAGUCGGGGCCGUGUACCAUUCGGGCAACUACGAGAUGAACACCUGGAUCCCGUGCAUAUGGGGCUUCAUCUGUCUGCUCAUUCUCCUGAUCUCCUCGUUUACAAUCCAAGGCGCGCUGUAG